Messenger RNA from Vollenhovia emeryi, 3121 nucleotides. It is a transcript of the gene Dis3, whose product is annotated as exosome complex exonuclease RRP44. The record is from RefSeq and is a predicted model, not a curated record. NCBI's taxonomy places the organism in Eukaryota, Metazoa, Arthropoda, Insecta, Hymenoptera, Formicidae. The coding region runs from base 151 to 3084 and encodes 977 amino acids. Gene Ontology annotation, biological process: rRNA catabolic process. Gene Ontology annotation, cellular component: cytoplasmic exosome (RNase complex); nuclear exosome (RNase complex). Gene Ontology annotation, molecular function: RNA binding; 3'-5'-RNA exonuclease activity; endonuclease activity. The transcript is spliced from 14 exons.
CGCGACAUCUCUCGGCCGUCCGCGGGUACUUGGCUCACACGUGCACGCUUCCUAACCUUUCAACUCAGCCCACGGGAAUUCAAAGGCUCCGUUGAAGACGGAAAUUAGCGUUGUUGAUACCAGCGUUUAAAUGAAACGCGUGUUAGCAGCAUGUUAACUACGAAGGUUUUUUUCCGAAAGACCAAGGGAGGGAAUAUAUUUAAGACCGUCAGAGAGCACUACCUCAGAGAUGACAUUUGCUGUGGCCUCAAAACGUGCACGAGGUGCAAGGCGAGGCCGCGGGACAUGGUGUUGGACGAUGAAGGCGCUGGUGCGACGUCCUCCUUAAUUCCAGGCCCAUAUUUUCUUGUGCUUGACACAAAUAUCAUUCUGGAUCAAAUAGACAUACUGGAGGAAGACGUUAUUACCAACGUGAUCGUCCUGCAAACAGUGCUGGAAGAAAUUCGGCACAAAAGUGCUAUUGUAUACAAAAAGCUGAAGACCAUCAUAGGAAACGCGACGAGAAAGUUUUUCGUGUUCAUCAAUGAACAUCAUCGGGAAACUUAUAUCGAGAGAGAACCGGGUGAGAGGACAAACGAUCGUAAUGACAGAGCGAUACGAGUUGCAGUUAAAUGGUACAGCACCCACUUGAACUCGGAUGAGGACAGUGUGAAAAUUGUCUUGCUGACAGACGAUGUAGAAAAUAGAAGACGUGCCACUGAAGAGGGACUAUUUGUUGUAUCGAUGGAAGAUUAUAUUGCAUCAUUGGAAAAUUCAAGUUUUCUGCUGGAUAAACUGUGCAAACGUUCCUACGGUUCGGAUAUUCAAGGCCCGGACUUGUUUCCCUGUCAUCUAACGCCAGUGGAAGUGCACGACGGCAUAUCGUCGGGAAAACUGUUGCAAGGAACGUUUUUGGCAUCGAGGGAAAAUUUCCUCGAGGGGAAUGUGAACGUUGAAGGAAGAGAGAAACCUAUAUUUGUGCAAGGACGAUCUCAUCUCAACAGGGCAGUCGAUGGUGAUAUAGUUGCGAUUGAAAUCCUACCAGACGAUCAGUGGUCAUCACCCAGUGAAAUCGUUUUGCAGGACGAACAAGGCGCGGACGCUGACGAGGUUACAGAAGAUGAGAAAAUACUCCGCAAACAGAAGCCGAAAGCGCAAGAGCUGAUACCGACGGGCAAAAUUGUCGGCAUUAUCAGGAGAAAAUGGAGACAGUAUUGUGGAAUAUUACAACCGAGUGCAAUUAAAGGGAAUGUAAGGCACUUGUUUGUUCCGGCCGAGAGAAAGAUUCCGAAAAUAAGGAUUGAAACUAGACAAGCCGAGAUACUGAGUAAGCAGCGAAUUAUCGUCGCACUGGAUUCGUGGCCACGAAACUCGAGAUACCCGCUUGGCCACUUUGUACGAGCACUUGGUAACAUAGGAGACAAAGAGACAGAGAAUGAAGUAUUACUCUUGGAACACGACGUCCCACACAGCCGUUUCUCUGACGCUGUUCUUAGCUUUCUUCCCAAGCUGCCGUGGGUCAUUACGGAAGUGGAUAUUGCGCAGAGAGAAGAUCUUCGACAUCUAGAUAUCUGUUCCGUGGACCCGCCAGGCUGUACUGACAUUGACGACGCGUUACAUUGCAGAAGUUUAGAAAACGACAAUUUCGAAGUCGGUGUGCAUAUUGCAGAUGUAUCCCACUUCAUAAGGCCUGGGACUGCACUGGACAAAGAAGCGGCAUUACGUGCUACCACCGUAUAUCUUGUCGAUAAACGAAUCGACAUGGUUCCAGAAUUGCUCAGUUCGAAUCUUUGUUCUUUACGGGGUAAGGAAGAACGAUUUGCGUUCUCCUGUAUAUGGGAGAUUGACCACGACGCAAACAUAAUCAAUACGAGAUUCUGCAAAUCCCUAAUUUGCUCGCGUCAAGCGAUGACAUACGAGGAAGCUCAAUUGAAAAUUGACGAUGCCACUCAGCAGGACGCUAUCGCGUUAUCAUUGAGAGGAUUAAAUCAAUUGGCAAAGAAAUUAAAACAGAAACGUUUAGAGAAUGGUGCUUUAACUUUAGCGUCACCGGAAAUACGUUUCCAAGUAGACAGCGAAACGCACGAUCCCAUUGACGUGGAAGCAAAAAAGAUGAGAGAGACCAAUUCGAUGGUAGAGGAGUUUAUGCUGCUUGCAAACAUCAGCGUUGCUGAAAAAAUAGUGGCAGAAUUUCCAGAAUGCGCUAUGUUAAGAAGACAUCCCGAACCACCGCAGAGUAAUUUUGAACCGUUGAUUAAAGCUGCUAAAAAUCAGGGUUUCACUAUUAAUACAAAUACUGGUAAGGAAUUAGCCCUAUCAUUGGAAGAAACUAAAAAGGAAUCGAAUCCUUACUUCAACACAAUGUUAAAAAUAUUAGCUACGCGAUGUAUGUUGCAAGCGGUAUAUUUUAUUAGUGGAAUGCAGCAAGUGGAAGAAUUCAAGCAUUACGGAUUAGCGUGUCCGAUUUACACGCAUUUCACAUCUCCUAUUCGAAGGUACGCAGAUAUAAUUGUACACCGACUGUUAGCUGUAUGUAUAGGUGCCGAUGCGACUUAUCCAGAGCUAUUGGACAAGAAGAAGAAUCACUUGUUGUGCCAUAAUUUGAAUUAUCGGAAUCGAAUGGCGCAAUACGCCGGCCGUGCAUCAGUCGCACUUCACACGCACAUAUUCUUCCGCGAUAGAAUUCAGGAUGAGGAAGGAUACAUUCUUUUUGUACGAAAAAAUGCCCUGCAAGUGCUGAUACCGAAAUACGGUUUGGAAGGCACUUUAUAUCUUAAUUCUGCUUCGUCGUCUGUCACGUUCACGUACAAUUCAGAGGAUCAGUCCCAAACCUGCGGGGACGUCGUAUUUCGGGCAUUUGAUCCUAUUGUUGUACAAAUGAGUUUGGACAGAUCUAAUGUUCAACAUGAGAAGUUGUUCUUUAAACUCGUAAAACCAGAGAUCCCAGAUUUCAGCGUUUCCCCAUUAAACAUCAAAACUAUUAGAGUCGAAGAAGAAAAUUCCACUGUGAAAGAAAUGUUGAAACGGAAACCAGAAAAUCAACAAGAAUCAACCAACGUUCAGAACAAGAAGGUCGAAAAGAAAAAGAAGAAAAAGAAGAAUUGAGAUACAAAAUUUUUUAACGUAAUGUGUGAAUUAUAUG